Papaver somniferum (opium poppy) is the source of this 600-nucleotide messenger RNA. Its product is annotated as UDP-glycosyltransferase 90A2-like. Gene Ontology annotation, molecular function: UDP-glycosyltransferase activity. The record is from RefSeq and is a predicted model, not a curated record. NCBI's taxonomy places the organism in Eukaryota, Viridiplantae, Streptophyta, Magnoliopsida, Ranunculales, Papaveraceae. The transcript has 3 exons. The coding region runs from base 1 to 600 and encodes 199 amino acids.
AUGUCUUAUUUAUCUUCAGAAUCCCCUCCUCAUGUAGUCAUACUUCCUUUCAUGGCAAAAGGCAUAAUUCAACAAUUGUUCCAACAGAAUGAUUUUGAACCCGAAUUUGCACACCCUGAGCCUGAAUUCGUAGACUACUGGAAUAGAAAAGCUUCUCCAAGAGAUUGGUGCAUUGGACCACUCUGCCUUGCAUCUGAAAAGAAGGUCAUGUCCAAACAUAACAAUGGACCCAUGUGGUGGAUUCAAUGGCUUGACGAGAUGUCAGAGAUGGAAAAACCUGUCUUGUAUGUUGCAUUUGGGUCCUUAGAAGAAAUCACAAUCGAUCAAUACAGAGAAAUAGCAAUUGGAUUGGAGAACUCUGGAGAACAUUUCUUGUGGGUAUUGCGCUUGCCUUCCUUCGACAAUGAUGAAUUUAUGGUUGAGUUUGAAGAGAGAGUGAAAGAAAGAGGACUAUUAGUAAAGAAUCAAUGGGUUGCUCAAGUUGAAAUACUAAGCCACAAGUGUGUACAUGGGUUUAUGAGUCAUUGUGGUUGGAAUUCAGUAUUAAUUAGAAAGUAUAUGCGAAGCAGUACCAAUUUUGGGGUUUCCAAUAACAGUUGA